Oryzias melastigma (Indian medaka) is the source of this 721-nucleotide messenger RNA. RefSeq names its product histone H4. Gene Ontology annotation, molecular function: protein heterodimerization activity; structural constituent of chromatin; DNA binding. The coding region runs from base 360 to 671 and encodes 103 amino acids. Gene Ontology annotation, cellular component: nucleosome. The transcript has a single exon. Lineage: Eukaryota; Metazoa; Chordata; Actinopteri; Beloniformes; Adrianichthyidae. The record is from RefSeq and is a predicted model, not a curated record. Gene Ontology annotation, biological process: nucleosome assembly.
AUAAACGUUUGAAAGGAGGAACAGGAAUGGUAUUUUCACUACAAAACAUGUUAAAUCAUUUGUUUUAAGUGGAUAUUGAAUUGUUAAAGAUUUUUUUGUAUAGCAGGGCUAAAAAAAACUCCUGAAAGAGUUUUGUUUUUUAUUUUUUAUUUUAAUGUAGUCACAAUUUGUCCUGCAUUUCUCGUGUUGGCCACUUGAUGGCGCAAAUGAGCCAAACAGGAAAACCUGGAUGAAAGAAACUAAAAACGACAUCGAAGAAGAAGAAAGACGUCUGUCUUCUAACACGUCCUCAAAUCGAAGAUAUAUCCCAGAGAACAUCGGUUUCAAGGACAUUCAAGACCUUCAUCGAAUAACUAACAAUGAGUGGCAGAGGAAAAGGCGGCAAAGGACUCGGUAAAGGAGGCGCUAAGCGUCACCGUAAAGUUCUCCGUGAUAACAUCCAGGGAAUCACCAAACCGGCGAUCCGCCGUCUGGCUCGUCGCGGUGGAGUGAAGCGUAUCUCCGGUCUGAUCUACGAGGAGACCCGCGGUGUGCUGAAGGUGUUCCUGGAGAACGUGAUCCGUGACGCCGUCACCUACACCGAGCACGCCAAGAGGAAGACCGUGACCGCCAUGGAUGUGGUGUACGCGCUGAAGAGACAGGGACGCACUCUGUACGGAUUCGGCGGUUAAACUCCACGCUCCGCUGUUGGCAGACAACAAAAGGUCCUUUUAAGGGCCAC